GCGAGUUUUUAUCAAACACUUGUUAGAGCAUUUCGCCUCAAUCUGCACAAAGAAUUCGCGAAUAACUUGUUAAAGUCAACUCCUGCUAAAGUCGAAAUGUUCGCUGCCAGCAAAUCCACCGCUCUCCUUGCUUUCAGCGCUGUUGCUCUGCUCUGCGUCCUCCUACCGGCCGUUGAUGCUAUACCCUCCAUCGGAAAUUACGUCAAACGUUUUGACACCAUUUCCGGCAUUGAUUUUAUACAAAUUUGCCUCAACAACUGCGCGCAGUGCAAGAAAAUGUUCGGUGACUACUUUCAGGGCCAGACAUGUGCUGAAUCCUGCCUCAAAUUCAAGGGUAAAGCCAUACCCGACUGCGAGGAUAUCGGCUCCAUUGCACCUUUCCUCAAUGCGCUUGAAUAGUGGGAGUAGAGACACUGUAUUACACCGAAUCGCGCACUCAUAUUCAAUACGUAAAUUAUGCUGCUGUCGCCUUGGCUUGUUCACUGCGCUGUUGCGCGAUU
Rhagoletis pomonella (apple maggot) is the source of this 500-nucleotide messenger RNA. Its product is annotated as eclosion hormone. NCBI's taxonomy places the organism in Eukaryota, Metazoa, Arthropoda, Insecta, Diptera, Tephritidae. Gene Ontology annotation, biological process: neuropeptide signaling pathway; ecdysis, chitin-based cuticle. Gene Ontology annotation, molecular function: ecdysis-triggering hormone activity. The record is from RefSeq and is a predicted model, not a curated record. Bases 97 to 399 code for a protein of 100 amino acids. The transcript is spliced from 3 exons.